AUGCAGUCCAUGAAGAACGCCGCUAAGGAAUUCAUUUCCCGUGAUAAGAAACAUGAUACCGAAGUCAGGGAAACCUUUAAUCCGGCUGUAACGAAGGAGGUCAUCAUUCCAAAGGAGACCGAGGAGACCACCAUCGCCGUUGAUCGAGAACUACAUCAGAGGCAUUAUCAGACCAGAGUGCAGCCCAUUGAGGACAAGGAGGUUUUACCGGAGGAGCACAGGCAUCAGGUUAUGCCAGUUGAGACCCGUGUCACCAAAGAUGCUGACGAAGACCUCGUAAGGAGAAGGCUUGAGGAAGAGAAACUGAAAUUCAAAUCUACUCGCGAGGUUCUUCCCGUCGAGCAUACCAACAUUGCCGGCGCUACCAUCACCGGCGAGCACGCCCACCAUCAUGUUUAUGAGCAAGUUCAACCCGUUAUCGAGCGUGAGGUUAUCCAGCCUGCCGUUAUCCACACCACUGUUCCAAUCCACGAAAGAAUCGAGCACGCCCCUACCUUCCAUCCCGUAACCGUCCAACCUAAGAUGACGCUCGAGGAAUACAGACGUGCCGGUGGUGUUCUUGAAGGCCGCAACGAGACAAUCGACAUGUUUGAGGGCGAGCCCGAGGUUAGGGAAAACGGUGGGGCUAACCAGACACACCCUGAUGCUUACGGACACGGAAAGCAUCGCCAUCACCAUUCAGGCCAUUCCUCACCUGUUCCGGGAAUCAACAACCGCAGUGUUCCCGCUCACUAG
This is a messenger RNA of Morchella importuna, 735 nucleotides long. RefSeq lists its product as uncharacterized. The coding region runs from base 1 to 735 and encodes 244 amino acids. The record is from RefSeq and is a predicted model, not a curated record. NCBI's taxonomy places the organism in Eukaryota, Fungi, Ascomycota, Pezizomycetes, Pezizales, Morchellaceae. The transcript has 3 exons.